GCAUCCACGCGGGUAGCCCGGCAGCCAGUCGGCAGCUGGGGCGUGCUGGGGUGGGGCCGUGCGGGGCGCGCCACGCCACUCAACCCGGCCGGCCAAUGGGCGCCGCGCCCCGGGCGCACCGAGCCAAUCGGAGGCGAGAAGGUCUGUGAGUGGCAUUGAGGGAGGGCUGGCGAGAGGAGGCCGGGAGUGAAGUUGGAGCUAAACCCCGUAAGCUAUAAAGAAGUUCCAGGGGGGCGUUUUCAGCUUCCAAUUAGGACUAAUACUGGCUUCGUGGCGGCUACUGAGGAGGAGUCUGAACCACCUCUCCCGUCCCAGAGCCCGCAUCCCCCUCCUGCCUCCGCGCACCCCUUCCCCAAUCCAUGACCAAGGAAAGAGAAGCGAGCCGGGGCGCGCUCUGCUCCCCUCCGCCGGCGGGAGGCCGGGGGGCCGGCGGAGCUGCUCAGCUGCACGGUGGGCAUGAGUGCCAUUAAGAGGGGAGCGCCUCCGCACCCUCCGCCGCCCGCGGGGACUGAAGAGGCCUGAAGGAGUUUGUCCAGCGCUCCUGCUCCUCCCGGAGGCUCGGGGCCGCGCCAGACGCCCGGGACUGGAGAGCCGACCGUCGGGGAUUAUGAUGUCGAGUUUCCGAGAACCCGGGUACGAGGCGCCGAACCGGAGAAAAGGCUGGCUCCUCAGGAGCCCCGCAGGCGUUUGAGACUCCGAGGAUUGCCCCGAUUGCGUGGAUCAGCCACUUUCGUGUCCUCGAAUCGCACGUUUUUAAAGAGAAAUACCUUUCGCUCGAGGCGUUGGUCAUUUGCUACCAUCGAUACACUGAAGCAAAGACUUCCGUCUCUUCGUUCAAAGUAUGCUUUGUAUUUUUGCCAAAUAUGAUCUCUAAUUGAAAGCUUAUUUUUGGUUUUGGAUGAAUCUGUGGAGCUUAUGCGGUAAGAAGAAAGGGGGAACGAGACACAAUGAAAGAGAAGUCCAAAAAUGCUGCCCGGACUAGGAGAGAGAAGGAGAACAGUGAGUUUUAUGAACUGGCUAAAUUGCUGCCUUUGCCCUCGGCUAUCACCUCGCAGCUGGACAAAGCAUCCAUCAUCAGACUCACCACCAGCUACCUCAAAAUGAGAGUAGUGUUCCCAGAAGGGCUCGGCGAGGCAUGGGGCCACUCGAGCCGGACGAGCCCCCUGGACAACGUGGGCCGCGAGCUGGGGUCCCACCUGCUCCAGACCCUGGAUGGCUUCAUCUUUGUGGUGGCCCCAGAUGGGAAGAUCAUGUACAUCUCGGAGACAGCCUCGGUGCACCUGGGCCUUUCUCAGGUAGAGCUGACCGGGAACAGCAUUUACGAGUACAUCCACCCGGCCGACCACGACGAGAUGACGGCGGUGCUCACGGCCCAUCAGCCGUACCACUCUCACUUCGUCCAGGAGUACGAGAUCGAGCGCUCCUUCUUCCUGCGGAUGAAGUGCGUCUUGGCCAAAAGGAACGCGGGCCUCACCUGCGGCGGCUACAAGGUCAUCCACUGCAGCGGGUACCUGAAGAUCCGCCAGUACAGCCUGGACAUGUCGCCUUUUGACGGCUGCUACCAGAACGUGGGCCUGGUGGCCGUGGGCCACUCGCUGCCGCCCAGCGCCGUCACCGAGAUCAAGCUGCACAGCAACAUGUUCAUGUUUCGCGCCAGCCUGGACAUGAAGCUCAUCUUCCUGGACGCCAGGGUGGCCGAACUGACGGGGUACGAACCUCAGGACCUGAUCGAGAAGACCCUGUACCACCACGUGCACGGCUGCGACACCUUCCACCUGCGCUGCGCCCACCACCUGCUGCUGGUGAAGGGACAGGUGACCACCAAGUACUACAGGUUCCUGGCGAAGCACGGCGGCUGGGUCUGGGUGCAGAGCUACGCGACCAUCGUGCACAACAGCCGCUCCUCCAGGCCGCACUGUAUCGUCAGCGUCAACUACGUCCUCACGGACACGGAAUACAAAGGGCUGCAGCUCUCCCUGGAUCAGAUCUCAGCCACCAAACCAGCCUUUUCCUACACCACCAGCUCCACUCCUACCAUGACAGACAACAGGAAGGGGGCAAAGUCCAGGCUUGCCAGCUCCAAGUCAAAAUCCAGGGCUUCCCCCUACCCUCAGUACGCGGGCUUCGCCACGGAGAGAGCGGAGUCGGACGCCGAGAGCCAGUGGGGCGGCAGCCCGCUGCCCGACGCCGCGUCGCCGCCGCUGCUGGACGCCGCCGAGCCGGGCGCCCCGCCCGAGGCCGCGUGCGCCUACCGGCCGCUCUGCUACGGCCUCGCGCCCGGGGAGCGGCCCCCGCCGCCGCAGGCCUGCGCGCGCGGCCGCUGCGAGGCGGGCCGGUACUUCCUGGGCGCGCCGCCGGCCGGCAGGGAGCCGUGGUGGGGCCCCCGCGCGGCGCCGCCCGCGCCCAAGGCGUCCCCGGAGAGCAGAGCAGCCUACGAGGGCGGCGCGCCCCUCCUCGCCGCGGCCCGCGGGAUGCACGGGCGAGGUCACUGGGAUGAAGACAGUGUGGUCAGUUCUCCAGACCCCGGGUCUGCCAGCGAAUCAGGCGACCGGUAUCGCACUGAGCAGUAUCAAAGUAGCCCACACGAACCGAGCAAAAUUGAAACUCUGAUAAGAGCCACCCAGCAAAUGAUUAAAGAAGAAGAGAACAGAUUGCAGCUAAGGAAAGCCCCCCCAGAUCAAUUGGCUUCCAUCAAUGGAGCUGGGAAAAAACACUCCCUCUGUUUUGCCAACUACCAGCAGCCCCCACCGACGGGCGAAGCCUGCCACGUCUCUGUCGUUGCCAACAGCUCCCCAUGUGACCACAUCCAGCCCAGGGAGGGCAAGAUGCUGAGCCCCCAUGAGAACGAUUACGACAACAGCCCCACUGUGCUGUCUCGGAUAAGCAGUCCCAGUUCAGAUCGCAUUUCAAAAUCGAGUUUGAUCCUAGCGAAAGACUAUCUACAUUCUGAGAUGUCUCCUCACCAGGCAGCAGGAGACCACCCUGCCAUUUCUCCAAACUGCUUCAGCUCUCAUCGGCAGUAUUUUGAUAAGCACGCUUACACGUUAACUGGAUAUGCCCUGGAGCACUUCUACGACAGCGAAGCCAUGAGGAACUAUUCGUUGGGCUGUAAUGGCUCACACUUUGAUGUAACUUCCCACCUGAGGAUGCAGCCAGACCCGGCACAAGGACACAAGGGAACAUCUGUUAUAAUCACCAACGGAAGCUGAUGGUUUUCUAAAAUAGUUUGUUCGUUAAAGAUCUCUGAAACAUAUUUAUAGUUUAAUGCCCCAUUGCCAGCAUUUACUAUACCACAGAUUAUCGGAGAGGAUAAUUUAAGUUACUGGGUAUUUGAUGCACAUGUUCCUGUGAAAUCACACAAAACAGCACUAGCAUUCAGGGUAAUACACAGGUAAUGGAGCUGAAGUGAAUGCGCAGAUUGCCCCUCAAGUGAGAUGGAAACCAGAAUAGGUAAAUGUGGAAUUGAAAAAUACUCGUAUAGAUUAAGUGAACAGAGACACCACAAGAAAAGAUGGAUGGAUGACCAGCUUGCAGGGAUGACCCAGUGAGCCUCACACACACCACCGCUGCUUAAAUACCCACAAACUGCUGUCCACACUUUACAUGCUGAAAUACAGACUAUAUGGCAUAAAUACACCCCAAAUGGAUGACGUUUCUUACCCUAGCAAUUCAAAGAAAUUUCCAUUCCCAAAAUAACUUUGAAAGACAGAGAUAUGUCUUGUAAAUUGGUUUCUUCUUUGUGGUUUCAACCAGUCAGUUCAUUUGGUUUCAGGCAUGACUUAGGGAAAUGUUUCUGGAUAUGGUACAAGAAUGAGUUUUCACCUGGUAUCCAUUAUAAGCAGUCAGAAAGUGGUGGUUUUUCACCUUACUUUUGAGUUAGGCAAGGAACAGGAUCACCCUGACAUAACAGUAAGGGUUUUCUAAGGAAAAGCACUGAGGUGUUGGGACACACAUCAAAAACCUGGUGUGGCCAACUGGAAAUAGUUUAGUGAAGAUGGAAAGACCAGAACAGGGAGAAAUGAGAUGACAUCUCAAAACAAACCAUUUAAGGCUCAGAAUAUGUACUCAGUAUACUGGGGGCUUAUGAAACAAACUAAACAAAAAAUUUCAAUCAAUUCACCAUGAAAAAUGGUUGAUCAGUGCAAAAUAACUAAGGAAAACUAGUGAAGUGCUCCAUGACAGCAGCGUGUUUGAAAACAUUUCAAAGCACACAUGUGCAAGUGUGACAUGUAGAAAGCCUCAGAAGAGUGUCUAAGGGGAAAAGCUUGAGCUGACAGACAAGUUGUUAAAAGGGCAAGAAUAAUAAUACUCUGACGGAAGGAAUGGGCAAGGAGCUCAUUGUCCUUGCUUGUAAACAAGAAAACAGCGAAUUUGGUUGUCAUGUGAUAGAGCAGAAAAACCAGCAGACUAGAAGUCAAGGUCUCUGGGUUCCAGUUCUGCCCUUGCCUGAAACUUAUUUUGGGAACAAAGAUGUGUCCCUCACAAGCCGAGGCCCCAGUUUCUUCAUCUGUAUGGCAGUUCUAAUGUUCCAGGGUUCAGCGUUCAUAGGUGCUACAGACCUGAACUUGUUAACCAGGUAACGCUCUGGUGUGAAUUGUCAAAACUGAUUGUUCUGGCCUUUCUGCCCUCAUGCAGACAUCUAGAUGCUUUGUCACUUACGCAAGUGCAUGGGCUUUUUUUAGACUUGUACAAUUACAGUCAACUUUCUAGUUCAGCCAGAAUGUAGAUGGUGGAAACUGAUGAGGGAGAAGAAAAAUAAGUAGGAUUUAUUUCAUACACCAUCUUCUAGUAAUCAAAGCAAAGUGACAUGUGAUUAGCAAAGUUUCAUAGAUAAUAUUUCUUGGGAGUCCCUAUACCUGAAACCUGCCGUAUUCAUGGAGGGGAAUGUAUCAAAGGAUUUGACUUAUCAUUUUGAAGGCAGAACAUGACAUUGAACACUCAGGGAUUACGAUGAUAUUUUCAUGGUUUAUCACAGUUAUUUGGCAGUCCAUAGGGAGGUGACAAUGAAUGAUGAUAAUCUGAGAGAUGAAUACUGGGUUGUUGUGCAUGAGAAAAGAGGCCACAUAAAAUUAAAUAACUAUUUCUUGGGUGGGGUAGAGUAACACUUGUGCCGUAAAUGGAAAAAGUGCAAGUAAGUGAGAAAGUUAGUGAUUACCAUAUAUACCUUCAAGAAAGCUCAAAGAACAAUAAAAACUGAAUUUUGAACUGUACAAGCAAAAGUAUUGAGAAAUUUUGAGAAAAAUAUUAAUGAGAAACCCCUAGAAUACUUAAAAUGGAUUUUUGGUCAAUUUGCAACAUGGAGUAAGUAAGGUUUUAGGAAUGCCAAAGUUUCAGCAGAAUUCUCUGGAUGGUUAAAUUGUUCAUAGACAUAAAUAUCUGAAGAAUUCAUGGUAUAUUUUGGAAAGGAAAUCUACAUAGAUGGGUUUUACUGAUGGACAUAUGGUCUAUCAAAAAUGCUGGGGACAGAUGCUAUAAAAGAAAUAGAAUCUUAAUAAAAGAAAAUGAAUUGGUGUGAAGGAAGAGACUGUCACUAAAGAAAUUUCAGAGGAAAUUUUAUAUGGAAGCUAGUUAAUUGAUGAAGGAAAUAAAUUAUGAACUCUACGAAUAGGGGGUAAUUGGAAGGAAAACAAUGCUCUUUAAAACAUUUAAAUGACCAGUAUUUUUAAGUGAAGACAGGUUUAACUAAAUCAUAUCUCAAUUAAAAAUUUGGGUAGAUCGACCCAGUUUUAAAUACAAACCAUUCAUUUGAUGUACAUGUCAAUCAUUUUAUAGUAGCAGACUUAUUACCUUACAUAUAAUGCCUUACAGGCCCACAGUAUUAUAUAGCUUAUGUUUUUUUUUUGCAAUGUGGCAUGAUGAUUACAAAAGGACCCAAUAUAAGUUGAGACAGUUUAUGACAAGGUACCUUUUUAAUGUACACAUAGAUGUGUUAAAAUGUAUUUGUAAUCUACAUUAUUUUGUUCUGUGCAAGAACAUAUUUCCUCAUAAUGAAGAUGUUGCCUGUGUCUUUUUAAAAUAUAGGAUAUAAGAUGUGUAUGUUCCCCAAAACUUCAUUGGUUAAAAUUAAAUUGGCUUUAGUUUUAAUCCCUGAUUUCCAUAACUUUGCUAAAUGCUGAACAUCAUGAUAUUUGUAUCAUGAUUUUUAUAUCAUCUUGGGGCUUCAUAUCCAGUUACUCGGAUGAUAUGUAGCAAUUCAUUAGAUGAUACAAAGCUAAAGCCUCCUAGUAAGAAUAUCUUUCUUGCCCAUUUUACCUGCCUGCCCUACCCAAUUAAAAAAUUUGGAUGACCAAAGAAAUCAAUGAAUAGUUCCCCAACAUUCCUUGGAAAAUUUUUGUUAAAAAACUAUUAUGGAGAAUAUAUGGAUUUGAUGUAUUAUUUUUGGAUGCAUAAUAUUAAUGUCACAGUCAUGGGCUAGCUUUUCUAUGUAAUGGGCUAGCUUUUCUAAACUAUAAUUGCCUGAUUUAGGAUAAUAGGACAUAGUGCUGAUGUGACAUUCAAAAUGAGACAAGGUGCAACAAGUGACUUGCCUUCCGUGUUCAUACAGCAAAUGCACUAUUCUUGAUUGUAUUUUAUAGGACUAGAUUAUUUCCACUGGGCACUAUUAUUAAUUCUCUCUACACCCUGCUGCCAUAUGCUACUUCUAGGCAGAGAACCCCACUUAAAAUACGCUUUAACGGGAACUUCUAGAAAAGGAUAAUGUGCUCCAUUUUCUUUUCUUUUUUUAAUGGAGGAUAAAGAUCUAUUCAAUAAAAGGUCAUUUGGAAAAUAAUGCAUAGAAAGGCUUUUUCCCCCCAAGACCUACACCAAAUAAGUUUGAUCGAAGGGUAUCAGAGCUAUAGAGACACUCUGGAUACAAAUAUGGUAUUUUAUACAUGUCUCUCUCUCUCUUCUAAGAGCAGGACAUUACUAAGGUAUUCAGUGCAAUUCUCUUAAUACUAGUGGAAUUUGGAAGUGACCAAGUGAACGCCGAUAUUUGGAAAACCAAGUGGCCAUUUUGGGUUCACUUAACCUUGCCCUGUGGAAUCACUUACACUUUUACAUGCUUUCUUUGAUUUAUAAAGUUUGAAUGCCCAGAUCUGGAUCCCCAGUUCACUCCAAUCACAGGACUCAGACAUGCAACCUAUUUUUCAAAUGACUAAAGAAUGUCAAUCUUCUGGUUCUCCAAAUAAAUGAUUCCAUUUUAAGGUACAUGCCAGUUUUGGGGAAUAGCAAUUUGACUCUAAGACAGCAAAAUCUGUUGGUUGGUUCUUACUGGGAAAUGUAUUCUGGAUAAAAUACUCAUUGUCAUUCUAGACUUUAAAUGGGGGACAGCAACUGUGGACAUAUACAAAGAGCAUCUUACAUAGAAAACAUUCUGGGGGGAAUUUCUGUGUGGUGUUCAUUUCUUGUGCAUAAGAGUUGAACAGGUAGUGCUUAAUGAGGUGUGACUGUGCGCAUAUCCAAACAGGUUUGUUCUGAUUUCCUUCUCUAGGGCUGUAAGCAGAAAGAUUGUGUGUGUACAUACACAUACACACACACAAAUUGUAAAGAAAGGAACAAGAUUAUUUUCUGCUAUGCUCCUUAAAAACUGGUGGUUCACACAGGAUAUCCUAAUUAAUAAUUUUAAACCAAACAUUCAUAGUUUUAUUUAUUGCAAUUUUGCUGCAUGGGACUUUGCUUUCAUAAACCUAUAUAGUGGUGAAUUUGUUCUAAUUUACUGAUCUGGAACACAUCUAAUCACAGUUGAAUUUACACCCAACAACUCUGGUGUAGUUACAUUACAAAAGACAUGAAAUUGAUAUGGAAAAACUUUAAGAAGUACUGUACCUUUUUUUCCAAGAGGAAAUAUUUCAAAAAAAUGAAACUAUAAGUAGGCACUUCAAAAAAGAGAAAAUAUUUUAUGUUUGUCUUUUGACUGACAUGCUAUAAAAAGGAUUAUAUUUGUGAAAGAAGAUACUGAUUGCCAAUAUUUCAAAUACCAUCUUGCAAUGUAUAGUUUUUAGUGACAUCGUAGUAUAAAUCUGUACUUUGAAGUUUUACUUUGGAAUGUAAAGUAGAAAAUACUAGCUAUGUCAAUGAUAUCUUGCAAAGUGUUCCCAUUUAUAAUUAUUUAUAUUGUAAAUAGCUUUCUGAAGUAAAUUUGAAGUUAAUGUGCAUAAAAUGUAUUUAUUAUGUGAGGAAUUUUUUGGUUUAAAAUAUAGUUACCAAUAUACAGCUUGA
Messenger RNA from Manis pentadactyla (Chinese pangolin), 8199 nucleotides. RefSeq names its product SIM bHLH transcription factor 1 (gene SIM1). Gene Ontology annotation, biological process: regulation of transcription by RNA polymerase II. The record is from RefSeq and is a predicted model, not a curated record. Lineage: Eukaryota; Metazoa; Chordata; Mammalia; Pholidota; Manidae. Gene Ontology annotation, molecular function: DNA-binding transcription factor activity, RNA polymerase II-specific; protein dimerization activity; RNA polymerase II transcription regulatory region sequence-specific DNA binding. The transcript is spliced from 12 exons. The coding region runs from base 948 to 3209 and encodes 753 amino acids.